Messenger RNA from Durusdinium trenchii, 2523 nucleotides. The record is from the annotation of a GenBank genome assembly. NCBI's taxonomy places the organism in Eukaryota, Dinophyceae, Suessiales, Symbiodiniaceae.
GUUUUAGCACGUUCACCUGGCAUUCGUGCGACUGGGAGCGAUGGCAUUCGAUGGAUGAGCCUCACUCGACUUUGUGCCUGCUUACGUUGGGCGCCACGCAGACCCGGAGCAGCGGAUGAGGCGAGAGAUGAGGCAGUGUGGCAGACGGGCCUCACAGAAAGCGGCACUGGCUCGGGCUCGGAGUCCGAAGGCAGCCUCCACCCCAGAAAAUUGGCUGAGACGAUCAACUUCUCGGAGGAGGACUUUCCUCGGCUUCGACAUCCCGCAGGGAUUGGUCAGCGUUUUCUCCCAGCUUCGCCGUCAAAUUCUCAGCCGCCUGCGCGGGUGUGCUGCCUGGAACCGCAUUGGUGGCAGGUGAUGAUCCAGGCCUCCGCGGAGAUCACCCAGCGGGAGAUCUCCACGCACGCGGAGGUGGAUCGCUCUGAUGUGGCCGCCGAUGUGGCCGAGGUGCUCAGCUUCCUGCAGUUUCAGCCCAGAGACAUCACCCUGGACACGGAGUUGAAGGUCUUUAUCCCCGACUACUUCCCCGCCACCGGCAGUGUGCCCAGCGGCUUGGAGCUGCCGCGACCGGGGGAGGUCUUGGAACGUUCGAGGCCGAAGAGGCGGAAACGGCGAAGACUUCUCCUGCGCUUUCCGUGGCAGCCGUGGUUCGUGGUGAGGUGGCCGAAGCGCUUCCGAGUGCGAUCGACAGUGCCUGCCGGUGAAGACGAGGGCACGGCCGCAAGGACCAGCGACCAACUGGCUCGCUGGUUGCGAGGAAAGACUGGAAGUGCUGCUCUGCUCCGCAAGCGUGCCAAAUGGUCUCAGGUAGAGCGACAUGCCAUUUCGAGUAGCAUGAGGCAGUCCAAGACUUGUAGCCUUGGCCAGACUGGAGGUGAACUGGAGCCGAGUCCCACACAGGAGAAGGUGCCACCUGCACCAGCUCGGCGCAGCGAGCGCAGCGAGGGUCCAGGUGCCGAAGACGCUCCUACAGAGACUCCCCUGGAGGACAUGAGUUGGGAGACGGCCCUGACAUGCUUCUACGAAGCCAUGGAGGAGUUCCUUCGUGAGUAUAAGGAACUGUCCCUGAAAUCCACCUUUCUGGAGCCGCUGAACUUCUAUUGUGCAGUGAGGGGUCUUCCUCCAGCCUCCCAGGAGGAGGUCCAACGAGUAAGAUGCUGGGCAAGCCGGCUGUUGUCAGAGGAGGUUGCAGAUCCUGACGAUGAGAUCUUAGACAUUUGGAGCUGUUUGUCUGAUGACGCUUGGGAAGAGUUCAUGGACCCCGCCAGCUUCGGCGUGUGCUUCCAGGACUUGGACCUUGAAGAUGUGACGGUCAUUGCCAAGCAGCCGAUGCCCAUGAAUCAGGCGGCCUGCGAGGAGCUGCUGCUGCGCCUGGCGCAGCAUUUCGAGGCCCCACGCCUCGUCGCGCAGGCCGCCGCUGCCUGGUCGAGCGGCCCGGUCUUGGAGGUUCUGGGGAUCUUAGAUCGCCACUUCCGUGAGGAGUUGCGGCUGGAGAGGAUCCCCUGGAAGAGUUCGCUGGAACGCGUUGAAGUCUUGUUGGCCUAUCUGGGUGUCUUGAGGCGUACGCCGGCCAUGCUGGAGCAACUACGGAUGGAGCCCCACUGGGAUACUUGCCCGAUCUGCUUUGAGGAGCAGCCGGACGUGCAGCGUUUAGAGCACUGGAGCCCCAAGGGCGAUGUCUCCGAACAUCAGAUGUGCGGCGCGUGCCGGCAGCAAUAUGGCCAGACGAAAUGCCCCUUCUGCAAGGAAGAGCUUUUGAAGGAGGAGCUCUUGGACUUCAUCGAUGCCUUCCUCGGGACCAUCGGCACCGAGGAUGGCGCGUAUGACGCCCAUGAGAUGUCCAUGGUCAUUGAGCAAUGGCAAUUCCACGAGAUGGAAUUUGAGGCGUCUCCUCGCGUGAUGCGGCGCAUGGCGCAGAGCCUCAUGGAGAACCACGCCUUCCAGCGUGACUUGCGUCACGCGCUGCAGAGUGGCGCGGGGCACCGCGGCGCAGUGCACCGCGGCAGUGCCUGGCUUUGGGACGCCGCCAGCCUGCUCUUCCGGCUCUACGGCUUUCAUGAGGCGCAGCCUUUGCAGAAUGGGCAUUUGUUGGAGGAAGCGGUGGAGAUCCUUCUCUCUCCCGAUGAGGAGAGUGGACGCUUGGGUCUCCUAUACGAGCAGGCGCUCCAAGCCUGGCUCCUGUCUGGUGAACGGCCGGAGCUCGCCUCCCUGGUGCGGCGCUGCGGCUGGGCGGUGGUGAUUUCCUACCAGAGUGGUGAUGAAGCCCAGCGAGCCUUGCUGUCGGAGCAGAUCCUAAGUACCGUGCAUGCGGACUACUUCAUGGUGUCUCACCGCGGCAUCUGGGGCUCCAAGCGACAAGACAUGGUGUGGCAAAGCUUUUGCACCGACGGCCCACGUGACCUCGUGUAGGGACACUGGCGCAGCGCGUUCCGUCCGUGACCGGUGCCGAAAAAAGAAGGGAGUCGAGUUGAGCAAAACUCCGUCGGAUGAGGUGUCGGAGGAGUCCUCCGCUGUGGGGACGGC